AUGUGGUGUUAUCAGUUGGCUUUGUUCCUGCCUUGGCAUCGUGGACAGGAACUUGACUUCUCCAUGUAUCCUCCUUUCCCUGCAGGUAUUGAGAACCUGCCGUUUGAAUUGCAGAGAAACUUCCAGCUCAUGCGAGAUCUGGAUCAGAGGACGGAAGACCUCAAGUCGGAGAUCGAUAAAUUGGCCACAGAGUAUAUCAGCAAUGCACGGACUUUGUCUUCAGAGGAAAAACUGGGGCUUCUCAAGCAAAUCCAGGAGGCCUAUGGGAAAUGCAAAGAGUUUGGGGACGACAAGGUUCAGCUGGCGAUGCAGACCUACGAGAUGGUUGAUAAGCACAUCCGGCGGCUGGACACAGACCUUGCUCGCUUUGAAGCAGACCUGAAGGAGAAGCAGAUAGAGUCGAGUGACUAUGACAGUUCUUCCAGCAAGGGCAAGAAGAAGGGCCGAGCCCAAAAAGAGAAGAAAGCUGCCCGUGCUCGCUCUAAAGGGAAGAACUCUGAUGAAGAAGCACCAAAAACUGCCCAAAAGAAAUUGAAGCUUGUCCGCACUAGCACAGAGUAUGGGAUGCCUUCAGUCACCUUUGGAAACGUGCACCCUUCGGAUGUGUUGGACAUGCCUGUGGACCCCAAUGAGCCCACUUACUGCCUUUGCCACCAGGUCUCCUACGGGGAGAUGAUUGGCUGCGACAACCCAGAUUGUUCCAUUGAAUGGUUUCAUUUUGCCUGCGUGGGUCUGACAACAAAACCAAGAGGAAAAUGGUUUUGUCCUCGCUGUUCCCAGGAGAGGAAGAAGAAGUAAAAUCCCGUGAGCCCUCAGUACUGCUGCAGGAGCUCUCUUCCCCCUGCCAAGGCCUCGUCCCGGCUCCCCCAGCCCUUGGGGCCUUGGCUGAGGGGCAGCCUUGCCCUGUUUGUGGUUUGGGCCAUCCCUGGAAUGGUGUGUACCCUCACGGUGGUUCCUGUGUCCCUGGUUGCUUCCAAAUCCCUAAGGGAGGCCCUCUGUGUGUACUAUUCCAAACAGGUCUCUGAACCUCAAAGGGAAUGAGUGAGGGCACCAGGGUAGCCACCAGAUCCCCAGGGAUUCAGGUAGCCCCUGAUUUUCCUUGGCUUUCCUUCAGCCUCCUCAGAGUUCAUUGCCUACUCUCUGCUUAGAGAGCAAGGCUAUGGGAUGGGGGAAGGAAAGGAGGUAAGUCUUCAGCAUUUUAGGUCUUUGAUUUUCCUGGAUCUUUUUCAGGAGAGAGGGAGUUGAGAGAGACUGAAAACCUAAUGUACUCCCUCUCUUUAACCAUUCCACUACUGGCAUUGAGCAGCCUCUCUUACUGGGGAGAAGAGGAGGAGGGAGGAAUGUUUAGAGCUAGCUUUGUCUCUCUCAUUCCUGGGGUAAACCUGCUGGUCUGGGAAGCACAUUGUAUGAAGGAGGAAGAAUUUCUGACCACAUGGGGAGAAAUGGCUUGAUCUUGCCUGUCUUCUGGCUCCAAAAUUCUCCCUUCCUUUUGUGCAGCGGGGCUUCUCCAUUAUGUUGAUGAUGGGAAGUUUGGGGAUUCAGAUCCCACUUGUAUAAUACGGAAUUAAAUAAAGUUCAUUGAAGCAAAUACUCUGUUUGCCUUGCUCUCACCUCCAAAGUAAAGUGUGGCAAUUGG
Molecule: messenger RNA, 1636 nt
Organism: Antrostomus carolinensis (chuck-will's-widow)
Lineage: Eukaryota; Metazoa; Chordata; Aves; Caprimulgiformes; Caprimulgidae
Gene: ING4
Product: inhibitor of growth family member 4
Exons: 7
Coding region: 1-798 (265 amino acids)
Biological process (GO): positive regulation of apoptotic process; regulation of DNA-templated transcription
Cellular component (GO): nucleus
Source: RefSeq, a predicted model, not a curated record